GGGGCGCCGUCGUUAUGGUAACAGAUUACAGGCAAAAAUAUUUUCAGUUCGCUCUGUUAGCACUUUCUGCUGCAGUGGCUUCAAACUACGAGUCCAAAGAGAGGGUGCAUUUCAUUUAACGACGUCUACACGAGCUUUUAUUCAGGAAGUAUUUUAUUUAUUUGCCAGGACCAUCAGUUUUGGCCUUUUAUAUUUUAAAAAGUCACUAGUGCAUCAGUGCUAACUCUGUGUUUGUGACGAGCGGGGAGGCUGAGAGGUGGAUGAGGAGGAGGAGGAGGAGGAGGAGGGGUUGUGUGGGGGAAGUUACGGCAGCUGCCUUUGCAGCAGAGGACCAAGGAGGAUGUUAGUGUGUGUGUGAGUGUUUGUGUGGUUUUGCGGGACAAAAUGCGGAUGUGAAUUGUGUCCGAACGCUGACAUGUCGCCGGAUCUCGUGGACGUAGUUGCAAAGAGGAGUCUGUGAGCCGAAAAGGCCGACGAUCUAAAAGCCGCAGUGCCGGGAGGAAAUGAACUCAACUUGUUUGAAAUGACAUGGAUGGGGCGACUUGAAUGGUGCACUCCUGCAUGACUGGCUCACUCCUGAGGAAAAUGUAGCUACCUGUAGGCUGCUCUUAGUCUUUUUUCCUGAUUGAAACAGCUUGGAUGUUCUGUUGAGAUCUAUCACCCACAACCUUGGUAAAAGGAUGGAGAGUGGAGUCUUUCUGCCCUGCCUAGAUCAGUUCAUGCUGAGCCCACUUGUCACUUGGGUGAAGACAUUUGUGCCAAAUGAUGCGGGCGUGCAUUUGGACUUUUCUGAAUUACUGGAUGGAGACUUUUUGAAUGACAUAAUGACCCAAAUAAAUCCCUCCGCUACACCUCAGGGAGUAAACAAAGCAAGCAGGGAUCCAAGUCAAAGGAUCCAGAACCUGAACUUUCUUGUCCAGCAGAUCAAGACCUAUUAUCUGGAUAACCUGAGACAAUUAAUCAUGAUUCCUUUGCCAAACGUGUUGCUGCUUGGCAGGACUCCUUACUGUGAACAAAGUCUGGAGGAAAUGAAGAAACUUUUGCUGUUACUGCUGGGAUGUGCAGUUCAGUGUGAAAAGAAAGAGGAGUACAUCGAGAGGAUCCAGACGCUUGACUUUGACACAAAAGCUGCAAUAGCCGCACAUAUUCAGGAGCUGACCCACAGUCAGGAGAAUGUGCUGGAUCUGCAGUGGUUGGAGUCUAGUGAGAUGAAUCCAGAUGAGGUGGAGGCCGUACUGAAGAACAUGGCCACACACCUCCGACACCUGCUGGACCAGAGGGACACCCAUCUGGAGACUAUAGCAGAGCUAAUGCAGGAGAAGGAGGGCGUGGUUAGCUUGCUCGGUAGCCCCUCCAGCCCGCAGUCCGGCGGCUACUCUCCCAGCAUUCAGCAGCAGCAGCAGGCGGGGUCCCAGCAACACCUGGCAGUGGAGCUGGCUGACUCCAAGGCCAAGAUCAGACGACUAAGGCAAGAACUAGAGGAAAAGAGUGAACAGAUGCUGGACUGCAGACAUGAGCUGGAGAACAUGGAGGCAGAGCUGAAGAGGAUCCAACAGGAGAACUCCCAGCUGGUUGGGGAUGCCCGUGCAGCCCGCACCUACCGAGACGAGCUGGAUGCACUGAGAGAGAGAGCCAUCAAGGCAGACAAGCUGGAGAGUGAAGUGGGACGUUACAGAGAGCAGCUGCACAAGUUGGAGUUCUACAAGGCCAAAGUGGAGGAGCUAAAGGAGGAUAACAGGGUGCUACAGGAGACCAAAGAGGUGCUGGAGGAUCAGUUGGCAGGCUGGAGGGCUCGCUCGGAUAAAAUCCACCAGCUGGAGAAGCACAUUCUGAUGCUGAAGGCCCGAGUUCAUGACAUGGAACAGGAGAGAGAAGCUGAUCGGAGGCGUGUUGAGGAGUUGCAGGAGGAGAACCUGGCUUUGUGUUUGGCUCAAAGGAGGAGCAUGGAGGAGUCUCAACACCUGGGCUGGGAGUUAGAGCAGCUCUCCAAGACCAAUGAGAACUCCCAGGGCCAACAGACUCUGAGUGAGGAGGUGAGUGAGAGGACCCGCAGUCGGAAUGUUGAAGCUAGAAAGGAGAACCAAAGUCUCCUGAGGACCAUAGAGGAACUCAGAACAACCUCUAUCAGCAAGAGCCCACAACCCAAACAUAGUCACCACAAUGAGUGUGACCGUGUCUGCCAGGUGGUCUGUAGCACUAACAACUGGACCUCAUCAACAGACGAACCCUCGGGGCUACAAACCUCCUGCUCACAUAUGCUGAAUGGAGAUUCAAACUCCCAUCAGCAACUGCACACAGAGGAGCUGGAGGGAGUCCAGAGCGAGAUCCUCCUCACAGAUAAUCCAGACCUUCGUAUUCAAGAGAAGGGACAACUGGAGGACGGAGACGGAGGAGAGCAUUUCAAAGAACUGAUGUCUGAUCUGGAGGUUUUAGAAAACGUUCACAACAGGCUCCACUGUUUUGUGGGAUCACGUGAUCACUCCCCUGGCUCAAAGAACAGCAGUCCCUGCCAUGACAGAAUCCUCACAGGUCUGCCAACACGUUCCUCCUACACCAGCAAGCACACACAGCGGCUGGAGGCCAAGUGCAAGGCCCUGGACACAGUAAAUCAGCAUCUACAGACUUCUCUUGACAACACUGACCGGAAAGUUCAGCGCCUGGAGGCAGAGGUUCAGGAGCUGGAGGCAGAGAACCAGAGUCUGCAGGCCACUUUAGAGGAGCUUCGGAUCUCUGCAAGACGCCUCGAGCAACUGGAAACAGAGAAGCAAAGCCUGGAGCAAGAAACAACAGCUCUGGAGAGAGACAAGAGGCAGCUGGAGAAAGAGAAUCGACGUCUCCGCCAGCAGGCUGAAAUCCAGGAAGCCAACUUAGACAGCAGUAAUGUCUGUAUGGCCAGUCUGGAGAGGGAGAUGAGACUUCUGGUGAAGGAGGCGGAGGGGUUACGGGAGACUGCUGAGAGGGUCAAAGGCUUGGAAAGAGACAACAGGGAACUGACCAAGCAAGCUGCUAUCGACCAGAGGACCCUGGCCACGCUCAGAGAGGAGCUGGUGAGUGAGAAGCUGAAGAACCAGCAGAGAGACAAUGAACUGGAGAGGCUGACCCAUGAGCUGGAGAUGAGGAACCUGUGCCAGGAGCGUACACAGCAGGCUGAGCAGGAGACGCCAGACAACAGGUUCAAGAUGCUGGAGUCAGAGUUGGAGUCGUCUCUGAAAAAGUCUCUGCAGAUUAAAGAGGACAAGAUGGCCGCCCUGGAGGCCCGUCUGCAGGAAUCCUCUGCCUUGAACCAGCAGCUACGCCAAGAGCUCAAGACUGUGAAGCUGAGCUAUGAGGCUUUGCAGCAGAGGCAGGAGGAGGAGGGGACAGCGUCGGGUUCCACCCCUCCAACAGAGACCAGCAAAGCAAUGAGUGAGUGGCUGCGUGAAAGCCAGGAGGCCACCAAGGAGCUGCUAAAGGCCAAAGACCAUCUUAUUGAAGUGGAGAGGAAUAAUGCGACACUGGAGGCAGAGCGCCAGGCUAUGCAGGCCCAGCUGAAGCAGCUGGAGAGUCAGUCUGACAGCCAGCAGGCUCAGAUCCUCGCCCUGCAGAGGCAGGCUGCCUCACUGCAGGAGAACAACACAGCCCUGCAGACACACAACGCUAACCUGCAGGUGGAGAAAUCUACGCUGAACUCACAGAGCGCCUCCCUCAUGGCCCAGAAUUCUCAGUUGCAGCAGCAGCAGUCAAGGACAGAAAGCGAGCGGGACAGCGCCAUACAGGAACGCGAGGAGCUGCGCGGCGUCCACGAGCAGCUCUUACGAGAUCACGAGCGGCUGACAGCUCUGCACGAGCGGCAAGCCAUGGAGUACGAGGCCCUGAUGGGCAAACACGGCUGUCUGAAAAAUGCUCACCGCACACUGGAGCUGGAGCAUCGCACACUGCAGGACAGAUACAAUAGCCUGUUGCAGCAGCGGGCCAAGCUGGAGGACCUGGAGAAAGCCUUGAAAGAGGAGCAGAUGAGGAUGGCUCUGGAGAAAGAACAGCACAAAACAACUGCCGCUGAAUGUUGCAGGCUGCGUGAUGAGAAGGACUGGCUGAACCAGACGUACCGUCAGCUCCUUAAUGACAACGAAUUGCUGACAGCAGAUCACAAGCAGCUCAAGAGCCAGCUGAAUGAGGCCAAGCUGGAGCACACCUGGCUGGAGGCCGACUUCUCCAAGCUCAAGAAGGAGUUUCAGCAGCUGGACAUCGCCUCUACAAAACUCAACAACCAGUGUGAGUUGCUGAGCCAGUUGAAGGGCAACCUGGAGGAGGAGAAUCGCCACCUACUUAGUCAGAUCGAGACCCUGAUGCUACAAAACCGAACACUGUUGGAGCAGACUAUGGAGAGCAAGGAUCUGUUUCAUGUUGAAGAGCGACAGUAUAUUGACAAGCUUAAUGAUUUGAGGAGGCAGAAGGAGAAGCUGGAGGAAAAGAUAAUGGACCAGUACAAAUUUUAUGAGCCCUCGCCUCCUCGCAGACGUGGAAACUGGAUAACUCUGAAACUGAAGAAGUUGAUUAAAUCUAGUAGCCGUGAACAUGGACCGGACCGCCCCCCCACGCCCACACACUCGGGUGUUACUGAGUCACACCUGGUCUGUCAUGACAAUGGCUCCUUCAUCAGUUCAGAUGGCUCUGGAGCCUCCAAUUCAGCAGGUGAUGCCAUCUCACCCCAGCGUCGCACCACAUUGAGAAUGUUUCCCCGUAUGAGGAACAGGCUGAAGGACAGAGACAAAGUCAAGUCCAUCUUCCGUCGUUCCAUGUCCCUGAGCAGCUUGGCAUCUCCUGUGGCCCAGUGGACAGACAGCUCAGAGCAGCAGAAAGGGUCAGAGGCUGAUAUGGAGGAGGACAGGAAGGAUGCACUGACCUCAUCCCUUACCACCUCCAUCUUGUCCAUUCUCCACCUUCAUCAUCAUCCCACCACUCCACCACCUGGCCGUCUCCACACCACUACCAACACCAACACCACAGACACUGUUCCAGAUGUUUCUGAGCUGUGGGUGACAGACAAGGAUUCAAAUGAUAGAGCUGUGCCAUCUGGAUUUGAGGACAACGACGAGCUGCAAAAUCACGCUCUGAAUGGCGUCCAGAGUCGAGCACAGAGUGAGAGCAGCGGUGAGUUCAGCCUGAGUCUGGAGAACGAGCCGUGGUCGAACGGCAGCAGCCCCAUCCAGCAGCCUCCGUCACGCCGCUCCUCCUCCUCUUACCAGCCUCCCAGCGAUACCUCCACGCCCCAACACAAGCAGAAAGCUUCCACCAUGCCCAUUACCAAAUGUCAGAAUUCAGAUCUCCAGUCCACAGCCAAACAGAAAGAUCUUGGGCUCUCUCAGGACUUCUGGCUCACUAGGGGUACAAAGAGCAUCCGAAGGGGGUCACGAGGGAAAGUGACACGUCGCUCAUCAGAUGCAGGGGGCACAGACAAAAUUAACCCAGGGCUUAAUGAGAUGAAUUCGAAAUCGAGCUUGAGCAAAGCUGACGCCAUCCGAGCCUCAGCUUGUUCACCAAUCACCGUGUUGUAUGUUCAGGGGAAGUCUUCCUCGAUGUCUGGCUGCCUCAACUGUUUCUCCACUCCUCUGGGGAAAGAGGGGCGACUGAAAGGGCCUAAAUCACCAAAAAGUCUCCCCCGUGCCAGCAGUGUCAUUUCUACAGCAGAGGGCUCAUCCCGACGUUCCAGUGUCAACAGCGACUGCAGGGUGACAGUCAAGACUGACUCUCACCAAGCCCAGGUUUCACAAGAGAGCCAUAAUCAAGAGGGAGCUAUUAAUCAGAAUCAACAACCAGACCCAGACACUAAAAACAGUGAGCCUGAGCCAGUUCCUCCUGUCAAACCUCCCAGAGACCCAGCAGUUGUUGUUCCCACAGACCACCCCAAAUCCCCAGUGCAGGAGUCACUUUUUGGCUCCUCGUUCACUUUCAACUCCGUCUUCUCAAACACGAUCUUCAGCGAUUCUGUGGUCAUGACCACGACCAGUCUGGAUGCACUCGACAGCAACCAGACCUUCCUCUGUCUGAAUCCAUCUCUGGUACAGAACUGUCCAGCUGAGAGCCAGGAGCCCUCUCAUAACACACCUCAGACAGUGCUCAACAUGGAUGAUGAACCAGAGUCAAAAUGCAGAACAUGCAGCUGGGCUGGAAGAGAAGGACAAGCCACUUGCUAUUGCAUGAGGGCAGCUGUUACAUCAUUGAUUAUUAUGCCAUUCAAAUACAGCAGACGGCUACAAGGCCCCCGUUUUAUCACAUCAACCGAAGCACACAAUUUAAGUCACUGUAACUGAAUCAUAUUCCUCUGACUAAGUAUACAAUUAUCCUAAAAGUUGUGUUGAAUAAAAAGAUGUUUGGAUGCUUUUGGUUCAGAUUUCUGUCACACUGCUUCAGUAACAUGACCAGCUUUUACUUUAUAUACAGUAUACCUGUGUAAGAGACUAUUCAGCAAUUCACAGUAUUAUGUUUCUGUUCAGAUUUUGCACAGGCUGUCAAUAAUAUACUAAAAUAAGAGAUAUUCUUUUUUGCCCAUGAAUAAUUAGAUUGAUGUUUGUGACCCAAGCCUGUUUAGCUCUGCUUUACCGCACUGACAAUCCUGUGUUAUGUGUAGUUGUGUUUGCCAAAACAUUUUGUUCAUGUCUGCUAUUAUUUAUGCCUGUCUGUCACUCAGACAGGACCUUUAACUUAUUGUAAGUUGCUUUCUGUGUCACUUUGAUUUGAAUUUAAGUCUGAGGGGUAAAUGUGAUGUUCACAUGUGAGAAAAUGUGUAAAUCUUGUAAAAUAGGAUGUGCACCUGAAUGUUAUUUUCCCUUAAAUAAAGAAACCCUCUGUGUGAAAUA
Messenger RNA from Lates calcarifer (barramundi perch), 6836 nucleotides. Its product is annotated as girdin-like. The record is from RefSeq and is a predicted model, not a curated record. Lineage: Eukaryota; Metazoa; Chordata; Actinopteri; Centropomidae. Gene Ontology annotation, cellular component: centrosome; cytoplasm. Gene Ontology annotation, biological process: cytoplasmic microtubule organization; cytoskeleton-dependent intracellular transport. Gene Ontology annotation, molecular function: microtubule binding; dynein light intermediate chain binding.